This is a messenger RNA of Peniophora sp. CBMAI 1063, 1002 nucleotides long. The record is from the annotation of a GenBank genome assembly. Lineage: Eukaryota; Fungi; Basidiomycota; Agaricomycetes; Russulales; Peniophoraceae.
AUGAUGCCACAUAUGAGCCUUCUUCUUCAAGUAGGGCUGAUACGUCCGCUACACUUUGUAUUGGCCGUUAAUGUCUUCACGGCGUGCUUAGGCCUUCACUGGUAUCGCCUCGCGGCUCUCGCUAGACCCUUGUACCGCUAUCUACAACUUCUUCCGCUCUUGCAAUGCAUAACUUACUAUACGACGAAGCCACGCCCGAACCCGCAAAAUGUGGAUUUAUUGAACGCCAUCUCGCAAUGCACGGCCACCGACAAUAGCAUCACAACCUGCUAUCCCACAAACGAGACUGUCGUCGUACAGGACUCGGCCGUACAACGGCAAGAUACACAAAGCAUAUAUCUCGUCUGGAAUCCCCGCGUUCCGCUGCUCACGCUUGCCGACGAACUCGAAGUUUCUCUCUAUCGCGACGACUCUAGCAGCGAGCAACCGGUGUACAGUUGGACCUUGAACGCCGCCAACCCCACGCGUGGGGACGCGGGCGUGUUCACUGUCCCCGUAGACGAUGUUCUAACCCGGCUCAACAACUCGUGGACGGGCACGAACAUCAUUACGCCGAUGUACUUCACUGUUGCGUCCUCAACGUCAGGAGGCGGGAAGAACGCGAUACGCCAGGCAACGUUCCAGCUCGUUCAAACCGGACCUAUACCCCUCCCCAACGUCCCCGCCGUAGCGCAUUCGUCUGCGCUCGCCUCCGAAUCGCAAAUGGCGCCGAACCCAGUCAAAGCCAUAGCCACCGGCCCCAAUCUCCCUUCACCCUCCAGCUCGACGGACGGCACAGUGGGCCAUACGCGUGCUUCUCCCGGUACGAUAGCCGGAGUAGUCGUGGGCGUUGCAGCAGCUCUAGUCAUCGUCGUUCUUGCGACGUGGCUGCUCGCCCGACGCAAUAGUUCGCAAGCUCGUUCUCGAGGGUCUAAGGUGUUUCUUAGGCUGAAGAGGGACGAGGAGACUGGGUCGGCUGGUAGCUGUGGGGAUGAGGAGGUAGCUGUACAAGGAACGCAGUGA